Messenger RNA from Neolamprologus brichardi, 3721 nucleotides. Its product is annotated as E3 ubiquitin-protein ligase MARCHF6-like. The record is from RefSeq and is a predicted model, not a curated record. Gene Ontology annotation, molecular function: zinc ion binding. Gene Ontology annotation, cellular component: endoplasmic reticulum membrane. NCBI's taxonomy places the organism in Eukaryota, Metazoa, Chordata, Actinopteri, Cichliformes, Cichlidae. Gene Ontology annotation, biological process: ERAD pathway.
ACUAUCGCAUUAAUACUUGUUGUUUUGUGUACCGCUAGCUGAUGAGCCAUGAAGUAAAACAGGCUGAAUUUAAUUUGAAACGCAUGAUGACGUCAAACUUAACAGGGCACUGAAAUAAAGUCUUCCUAGAAAUGUUUAUAUGUAGAUAGCCGGCAGUCAUCGCUGCUGCACGGACUGCUUAAAUCCGGACUGCUGUGGAGCAGGGCUGCUUUAGCAGCCAGCCAAGAUGGACACCGCUGAAGAAGCCGAUAUCUGCCGGGUAUGUCGGUCAGAGGGGACCCAGGACAAGCCCCUUUACCACCCUUGUGUUUGCACCGGCAGCAUCAAGUUCAUCCAUCAGGAAUGCUUACUGCAGUGGCUGAAACACAGUAGAAAAGAAUACUGCGAACUAUGCAAACACAGGUUUGCAUUUACACCAAUCUAUUCUCCAGACAUGCCGUCUCGCCUACCUGUGCAGGACAUCUUUGCAGGGCUGGUCACCAGUAUUGGAACAGCCAUCAGAUACUGGUUACACUACACACUGGUGGCCUUUGCCUGGCUAGGUGUGGUACCGCUCACAGCAUGUCGUAUCUACAAGUGUUUAUUUACCGGCUCUGUGAGCUCUCUCCUUACCCUACCAUUAGAUAUGCUUUCAACGCAAAACCUGCUUGCUGACUGCCUCCAAGGCUGUUUUGUGGUCACAUGCACACUAUGUGCCUUCAUCAGCCUGGUGUGGCUCAGAGAGCAGAUUGUGCAUGGAGGCGCUCCUCAGUGGUUAGAGCAAAAUCAACCCCCACUGGUUCUUAAUCAGCCCAACGGCCCUGCACCAGCUAAUCAGGGUGUGGGCGGUAACGCUGCAGCCAAUGCUCAGGAUCCUGCAGAUGCUGAAGCUGCCCAGAAUCCUGCAGAGCUUGGUCCAGAUGGGCUGGCGCCUGCUAAUGUGCACGAAGCUGGCAACCAUGAUGAGGCAGAACUGGAUGAUGAUGAAGACGAUGAUGAUGAUGAUGAUGAAGGGGAGGAUGAUGACGAGGAAGAAGAGGAUGAGGAAGGGAGGGAGGAAGAUGCUGCCGAUGCCAAUGAUGGAGGACAAGAAGAUUUGAACUGGAAUGCACUGGAGUGGGACCGUGCAGCAGAGGAGCUGACCUGGGAGAGGAUGCUGGGGCUGGAUGGUUCCCUAGUUUUCUUGGAACAUGUGUUUUGGGUGGUGUCUCUCAACACACUCUUCAUUCUGGUCUUUGCAUUUUGCCCAUAUCACAUUGGUCACUUCUCAGUGGUUGGACUUGGUUUUGAAGACUAUAUCAAAGCCUCACACUUUGACGGCCUUAUAACCACCAUACUGGGGUACAUCCUCCUGGCUGGAGCCCUUAUUGUCUGCCAUGCCCUGGCUUCAUUAGUGAAGUUCCAGAGGUCCAGACGCCUGCUGGGUGUCUGCUACAUUGUUGUCAAGGUGUCCCUGCUGGUUGCCAUGGAGAUAGGCUUGUUCCCACUUAUUUGCGGCUGGUGGCUCGACAUUUGUUCACUGGAGAUGUUUGAUGCCACUCUGAAGGACAGGGAGCAGAGCUUUGACUCUGCUCCUGGCACCACCAUGUUCCUCCACUGGCUGGUCGGUAUGGUCUACGUCUUCUACUUUGCCUCCUUCAUCCUUUUGCUCAGAGAGGUGCUCCGGCCAGGUGUGCUGUGGUUCUUGAGGAACCUGAACGAUCCAGACUUUAACCCAGUCCAAGAGAUGAUCCACCUGCCCAUCUAUAGACACCUGCGGAGGUUCAUACUCUCUGUGGUGGUGUUUGGCUCCAUUGUUCUCCUGAUGCUUUGGCUUCCUAUAAGAAUCAUCAAGCUGCUGUUCCCAAACUUUCUUCCCUACAAUGUCAUGCUUUAUAGUGACGCCCCGGUCAGUGAGCUGUCGUUGGAGCUGCUGCUGCUUCAGGUGGUUCUGCCAGCACUGUUGGAGCAGGGCCACACUCGCCAGUGGCUCAAGCGCCUCAUCCACGCCUGGACAUUCACAGCUGGAUAUGCGCUUGAUCUUCACUCCUACUUGCUGGGAGACCAUGAAGAAGAUGACAACCAACAAAAUAACCAUCCUGGUCGCGUUAACAACAACCGGAUCCCGGGCCUCGGGGAAGGGCUUCACGCUGCCCAUCAAGCCAUUCUGCAGCAGGGUGGCCCCGUUGGUUUCCAGCCGUACCACCGGCCCAUCAACUUCCCCCUAAAGAUCAUUCUGUUGGUUGUCUUCAUGUGUGUCACACUGUUAUUAGCAAGUCUGAUCUGCCUCACACUGCCAGUGUUUGUGGGUCGUUGGCUGAUGUCCUUCUGGAUGGGCAGCGCCAUGGUUCAUGAGCUGUACACAGCAGCCAGUGGUCUAUACGUCUGCUGGCUGUCCAUUCGAGCUGCCACGGUGAUGCUGUCUUGGAUGCCACAGGGACGGACAGUCAUCAUGCUAAGAGUCCACGAGUGGACGCUCAUGAUCCUUAAGACGGUGGUGGUAGCCCUGCUGUUAGCUGCGGUAAUUCCUCUGCUGUUGGGUCUGCUGUUUGAGCUGGUCAUUGUUGCUCCUCUCAGAGUGCCACUAGACCAGACGCCUCUCUUCUACCCCUGGCAGGACUGGGCGUUGGGUGUGCUUCAUGCUAAAAUCAUCGCUGCUAUAACACUGAUGGGCCCUCAAUGGUGGCUUAAAACCGUUAUUGAGCAGGUGUAUGCUAACGGCAUCAGAAAUAUUGACCUCCAUUUCAUUGUGCGUAGGCUGGCUGCCCCAGUUAUCUGUGUGCUGCUGCUGUGUCUCUGUUUGCCCUACACAAUCUCUAAAGGUGUUACACCACUGUUAGGAGUACAGCCAGGGAUGCAGACACUUGUGGAGAGGAGAAUCUAUCCGUUCCUGCUCAUGGUCUUCAUCCUGUUGGCAAUCCUGUCGUUUCAGAUACGACAGUUCAAACGCCUCUACGAACACAUCAAAAAUGACAAGUACCUGGUUGGACAGCGACUGGUAAACUAUGAACGUAAGGCGGGCAGGAGCGUGUCCUCCUACAGCACCUCCUCAUAGACCGAACCGUGCUGUGGGAUCAGUGGAGCACACUCACACUAGCCCAUCACCAGUAGCCACCAUCAACGUAUUGCGGUGAAACCUCUUUUGUUUUCUUCCUGCUCGGCUGUCUGCUUCAAACGCAGCCUGUAAACAGUGCAGCCGAGUCCUUUAAUUCGGCCUCACACACCGCAGUCACAGGGACAGGUUAGAGAGGGAAGGCAGACGGAUCCUGAUCACCAAACCUGCAGAAGCUGACAGCGUGACUGAAACUCGUCAACUGUCCAUCCUGGUAAACGUUCAUGCCCAAUGCAGCUGAAGUUUUCAUUUGUAUUUCACUUGUUUUUAAAAGGCUUUGUGUUGAAGUCAGAUUUUUUUACCUCAGACUGUGCUUCCCUUUGAGUGAAUGUUGUAAAAUAGUGUCUGGGUCACACUUUGUUUAGACCUGUACAUAACCACAACAAGAAUCCCUCUCUGUUCCUGUGUGCAUCAACAAGUUUUCCUCACCUCCCUUUAUCAGAAUGAAGUAGUCAGUGAUGAGGAGAGACAUGAAUGACGUAGCAAUGUGAUUGUAUUUUUUUCCUUUUUGUGUUUUUUUUUUUUUUUUUUUUAUUAGAUGUGUGCGUUCAUAGAUUUUUAGUAUUGUGUAUUUCUUGAGUGAGCUGGUAGGUGACCCUUUGAGAAUUAGAAAAAAUAAAAAUUGCAUUUCUUUAUGGCCAAACUCGCCAA